AUGGACAAACAAGAGCUGAAAAGACAACGUUUGGCCAAGUGGAAAGCGCAGCAGGCUGCCAAAAAAAAUGGGCCGACUCCAUUGAAAUUAGCGGUGCCUAAACGGACCCAGAACCGGAUAUCUCUAGAGGGCGAUGAACCGGUAGUCAAGAAGAUAAAGCACGACUCAUCACAGUUUGAUCUUGAUGAAUUUUUGAACAACCUGGAGCAAGACAAUGGAAUUGAUAAUACAGAACUUUAUGAAAGCGGCUCAGAGCUCGACGAAGCCGCACCGGAUGCGGCAGUCGAUCCUUUGCAGUACCUCCAACAAGUUGAAAAAGGCAAACGAAAAGAGAUUACCAAGGUUGAUCAUUCGCAGAUACCAUACCACGAGUUUCGGAAGAGCUUUUACAGACCCCCGGAGGAGCUGGUUCUGGGAAGCGACCUUGAAAUUGUCCGAGAGGCAUUAGGAGUUACAGUGAAAAACGAUGAGAUGAAACUAGCUCCAGUAUCAGAAUGGGAACAGUUAGGCUUGCCUACGCCUUUGCUGGAGGUAAUUCAGUCGCGAUCAAUGUCUAAGCCUACGCCAAUUCAGUCGCAAUCCCUGCCAUUGAUCAUGUCUGGUAAAGAUGUUAUCGGCAUUGCACCAACUGGGAGUGGGAAAACAAUUGCGUUUGUAUUACCACUGAUCCGCCAAGUGCUAGAUCAGUUGCCUGAGAUCUCCGGUACCAAGGCCAUAGUGCUUAGCCCCACUAGAGAAUUGUGUUUGCAAACGUACAGAGAAGUUGAGCAGUUCGCGAGCUCUUUUGGUAUCGUUACUUUGGGUGCUGCCGGCGGCACCUCAGUAAAACCCCAAAUUGAUGCUAUUAAACGAAAUGUCGAUAUUAUUGUCGCUACGCCAGGUCGCAUGAUUGAUCUGUUGGCGGCUAAUGGCGGUCGUAUCCUGAGCCUUCGCAGUACGACACUGAUUGUCAUUGAUGAAGCAGACAGGAUGUUUGACAUGGGUUUCGCGCCCCAGGUCAAGAGAAUUAUACAAAAUGUCCGGCCAGACCGUCAAACAGUAGUCAUUUCCGCAACGUUCCCACCCCUGAUGGAAAAGCACAUCCGCCAGAUCUUGGUCUCUCCAGUACUCAUAGAGGUGGGUACUCGCUCUUCUGUGUCGCAGGAUGUAGAUCAGGUAAUUGAGGUGAUUCCUCAAGAGGCCAAAUUCUUGUCAUUGCUAAAACUUUUGGGAGGUUACUAUAAAGAAAAAUCCGAGGGCCAAGCGAUUGUGUUUGUUGAUCGUCAAGAACCUGCGGAUCAACUAGCCGAGCAAUUGAACGCAAAAGGCUAUAAAUGUAGGUCCAUCCACGGCGGACACGAACAGUCAAGUCGUGACGAGACGUUGUCAAUGUUCCGCAAAAAUGAUUUACCUCUGCUCGUAGCCACUUCAGUUGCAGCCCGUGGACUGGACGUAAAAGGGCUUGGCUUGGUUGUAAACUACGAUCCACCGAAUCACCUCGAAGACUAUGUGCACCGUGUAGGAAGGACUGGUCGCGCUGGACAGAAGGGAAAGGCAGUAACGUUCCUUACUUCAUCUCAAUCUCGUUCGGCUCGAGACAUCGUUAGGGCCCUCAAAACCAGUCGAGUACCAGUUCCAGAAGAAGUCACCAAGCUAGCUGCAAUAGAUGCACCUGCCGCCAAAAAGCACCACUUGGUUGGAUUCGGAGGAAACGGAUUAGAGAAACUGGAUACAGAACGAUCAGAAAAGCGCAAGGCUCAGCUUGACGGCGAUAAAGCCAUGACCCCGCAGCCUGAUUCUCCAAGCGAUGAGUCCAGCGAAGAACCUGAAUCUUCUCUCAAAUCAGCCGAACCAAUUGUAAAAUUGGGCCCUGCACCAGGAAUAAAGGGUCCUGCCACGGCCAAUUUCCAUACCACCCUGGACAUCAACGACUACCCACAGGCUGCGCGAAUGGCUGUGACCUCGUUCCAAAACCAGUGUAAAGUUAUUGAAACCUAUGCUGUUUCGAUCACAAACCGAGGAACAUUCUACCCCCCUGGCAAAGAUGGUCCCGAUAAGCUCUACCUAGCUAUUGAAGGCCCGACCGAAGCAGCGGUUUCCAGUGCCUAUUACGAUCUCGCGAGCUUACUGCGCGAGGGCAUUGAUAAAUCAGCCAAAGUCGGAAAGUAUUCUGUAUAA
Messenger RNA from Wickerhamiella sorbophila, 2157 nucleotides. Its product is annotated as Pre-mRNA-processing ATP-dependent RNA helicase prp11. The record is from RefSeq and is a predicted model, not a curated record. NCBI's taxonomy places the organism in Eukaryota, Fungi, Ascomycota, Dipodascomycetes, Dipodascales, Trichomonascaceae. Gene Ontology annotation, molecular function: nucleic acid binding; RNA helicase activity; ATP binding. The coding region runs from base 1 to 2157 and encodes 718 amino acids. The transcript has a single exon.